Suillus clintonianus is the source of this 1309-nucleotide messenger RNA. RefSeq lists its product as uncharacterized. The coding region runs from base 79 to 876 and encodes 265 amino acids. The record is from RefSeq and is a predicted model, not a curated record. NCBI's taxonomy places the organism in Eukaryota, Fungi, Basidiomycota, Agaricomycetes, Boletales, Suillaceae. The transcript is spliced from 3 exons. Gene Ontology annotation, biological process: cilium assembly; positive regulation of cell motility; regulation of cilium beat frequency involved in ciliary motility. Gene Ontology annotation, cellular component: motile cilium; ciliary basal body.
AGUGUCUUUUCUUCUGUUAUGACUUUAUUGGGAGACUAGAAACUGCAUGCAUCAGAAGUACCGAGUACCUUGACCUAGAUGUUCACCAACACCGUACAACCGAACAUCAUCUCUCUAUUCUCUUCUACAAGCAGUGAACCCCUUUCCCUGUUCUCACAGCAGGUAGAUGGGUCUCUCGCCGCAGAUUCGUUCAUACAUUUCCUGAACGAUGCGUCCUCGUUACCACCUCCCUCUCCACCUGCUGUCCUCUGCUCGAUGCCACCACUCGAUGACCAAGAUGAACCAAAUAUUGGCUAUAGCCUACAUCAAACUGUCCUUCAUAUUCAGUCCCCAACUCUCCGGAUGACCUUCAUCCAGUCUCCACCUAAUACAGGUCCCGGCGACAGAGACUUGGGCUUAAAGCAUAAAUGGCUUCAUUUGCAAGUUCGAAACAUGGGCAGGGAGUGGUCUUUCGACAUAGGUAUCGUUGACAAGUCGGGCAGGCGCGGUGUAGUUCGCUGCUCGACAUUUCAGAAGGAACCCAAACUUACAACGUCUCCUGCUCCGAAUGCGCAACCGGUCCUUCAUCUGCCUCUUUCAUUUCCACAACCUUCAUCUCGUCCCUUGACAGCAUGGUCUACAAUUACGCUUAAUCUUCCGUCCUUGAUACCCCAUUUUAGCACACUUGCUGGCAGGAAUAAGCUCGAUGAUGAUGAAGGCAGUCGUCAUGAUAUCAACCGUCCAGCAACAUUUUCAGCGACGAAUAUCCCUAGCGGGACAUACUCGCACUUGUCUUUCAUCAAAAUUUAUGCGACAUGUCGUUUACGAAGAAUAUGGUUGAGUGACCUUCUCCCGGACUCGCGGGUGCCAUGGGAGUUUGAGUUAUAUGGGGCUUAGAUGGAUUAUGUGGUCGCGUGGAUGGUCAUCUGUUAGAUCGCGCGAUGAUGCGGUGAGCUUCAACAAAAGAUAUAUUCUUUAUCAUGACUAUCCCUAUCUCAAUCACACAAGCGUCGUAUAUCUUGGCGUUCUUGUUCUGCACCGAUAGUCACGGUCCUUGUACCCUCACGCUGCACAUGAUUUCUCUUGGAGUACCCGAUCGUACGACUAUGUGCUGAAAUGGGCACAAAGACAAUGCGACGCCUGCCGUCAAGUAUCUUGAUCUGAUGGCUCAAGGGAACCUCAAGCACGUCGCGCUCAGUAAGAUUGAUCAAGGAUACGUGUCAAUGCACACCAUCCAUUUCGCGAAUCGCUUCGGUCUGGUCCUGAACCUCCCGUGGCAUAGAUGCGGUUGUUGCAAUGCAGAUCAUAGAUAACCCGUCCAUUAUGCUCA